Molecule: messenger RNA, 2417 nt
Organism: Benincasa hispida (wax gourd)
Lineage: Eukaryota; Viridiplantae; Streptophyta; Magnoliopsida; Cucurbitales; Cucurbitaceae
Product: suppressor-like protein
Cellular component (GO): nucleus
Source: RefSeq, a predicted model, not a curated record
UGGUAUGGAUGUGCAGCCCAAACAUAAAGUUUUUACCUUCAACAUAUUAGCGUCAUGGGGAGCCAUUUUUUAAUUUUUGAUGCUAAUAUAGAAGCAGCUGCAAAGUUCGCAAAGUUGUGAGAAACUUCCAUGGCGACCGGCCCCUUUUCUUCUUCCUCCAUCUUCAAUCAGAGUAGCUCCAGACUCCCCGACGAUACCGUCUUCUACGCCAUAUUUUCCGACGCUUCUCUGAGCUCCGGCAACACCGCCGAGGUAUCCUCCUUCCUCCAAUCCCUUCAUCUUCAAAUCAUCAACACCAUCUCUACAUUCACCUCCAACUACAUAUGGCAGCACGAACCCUUUGCUCUCUCACUUUCCUCCAUCCCCAAAUCCCCUUGCAUCUGUUCCACCCACCUUCCACACCUUCACGGGAAGCUUCGGUUUGGCGACAACCUUGAAGACGAAUGGUUCACUGUGUUUCUUCUUUUCCACAUUUCCAAGUGUUUUCCUUCUCUGUCAAUCCGAGUCUGGGACACGGACGGCGAAUUUCUGCUUAUCGAGGCAGCUUUCCACAUCCCUCGCUGGAUUAACCCUGAGAACAGUCUCAACCGCGUCUUCAUUCGCAAUGGUAGCCUCCAUAUUGUACCAAAACUCCGAUUACCGGAUCCUAAUUUGUUUGAUUCGCUGAAAUUCUUGGUGGAUUUUGAUCAGGAAUCCAGGGCGUCUGAGUCGGUUCAGCUGGCUGUGAAGAAAAAGAUUUCGGAUUAUCCCGGGAGAGCAGAGAGGAACAUGCACAGAGCUAGGGUUAGGGUUCCUCUAUCAGUUGCUCAGGUGUUGAAGCAUGAGCCCUGCUUGAUUUCGCUGGCGGUUGAAGGGUUUUACGAUCGUGACAUAGAUACCAUGAAAUUUGCUGCAAAGAUGGAGAAGUUUUUGGGAAGAGGAAGAGAAGAAGAAUUGGUAUGCGUGUCCGUUAAGAUGUCGAAGGCAAUGUUUGCACAGUUGAUGCAGCAGAAUUUUCAAGCGCCCAAAUGUUAUCCAAUGCCCAAUAGGACCAAUGCUUCAGUACACACGGAAGCUGAAUUGGGAAUGAAGAUAGCAUGCGGAUUUGAGAUGAUAUAUCAACUAAGAAGGCGAGAGGGGUCUGAAGGGAAAAGCAAGACAUGGGAGGCGUUUAAGGAGAGUUUAAAAAGUAGCGGAUACUUCGAAGGUUUACUUCCGGGUUCAAAGGAGUUUGGGAGAUUGAUGCAGAAUGCGGAGGAAUAUUACAGGAACAGUGAACUCUUUUCAAGAACUAGCAACAUGAUGAGUGCUCCAGUCAGACGCAUAGAUGAGAUUCUUGCUUCUCCCUAUUCAGUGGAAGAUUUCAAGGGUCCGGAUAUUCCUCCUUCUGAUGAUGAUUCUUGGCUUUACAAUGGGGAUGAUGAAUUGAAUGCGGCCCUCUUAGAGAGACAGAAGGAAAUGGAAAUUUCUAAUUCUAAAUUUAACAAGAAGCAAAAAUCUAAAGAGGAGCAAUUUGAUCCAUCGUCCAGCUGUAGUAUGGAUGAGUCUGAUCUAGGUGAUAUAUCAAAGUCCAUGCAGAAAUUUGUUAAAAAGUUAUCAAGCUAUCAAGGAGUAGAGGUGUCUGAUAACAGGGAGCCAGAAGAUGUGAAUAUUGAUGUAGACCGCUUCAUUAAAGAGAUGGAAUCAGUGAUGAACCACCAUACAUCCAUGGAGACUACCACCGAUGCUGAAAAUGAAGAUGAAUCCUCUUCUGAUUUGGAUUUUGAUGAAUCUCAAGAUGAUGAGAGUGAUGAUGCCACAGAUACAAUUGACGUAGAGAGAGAGAAUACGUUCAUGGAAUCCUACUCAGAUACCUUGGAUGAAGAAUUGAAGAGUAGUACUCUCAAGAAAAGUUUUUAUCGUGCUAGUGGAGAAACUUCCCAGAAAGAUGAGGGAAUAUCAAAUGCUACAGACCAUAUGGAGGAGGAUUUCACUCCUGUUGAUGUGGACGUGAACCUUGUAAAGAGCUUUCUUGAUUCAUUUUCAUCACAAGAAGGACUGCCUGGUCCUGCAUCUAAUCUUCUUGGACUCAUGGGUAUAAAGCUUCCAAAAGAUGGUGACAAAGGUGCCAUCCCAGAGAAGAUCGAUUGCUUUUGCUUCUUUGGUUUGACGCCAAAUAUGAAUGACCGUAGAGGAACUCUGUUUCGGCUCUCUGAGUGUCUCAGCUGUGGUGUUUCCUGUUUCUUUGACCCAGAAAGUCUGAACUCCUCAUUCAACUUUGACAGGUUGGUCUCUACCUCAAGUUGAAGAGAUGCUAUGUGAUCUAAAGCUGCUUGCAAUUCAUCAGCAACUUUGUUAUUCUCUUGUUUCAUGUUCAAAACCUCUCCUUGAAACUUUGCAGCUUGAUAGCUUGUGAAUGAGAAAUCAUCAUCCUCGGCGCUCGCCUUCAAUCCGGCUGU